CCCCCGAGAUGCCCGCCGCCGCUUAUGACGUCGCCGCAUUAGCCCUCCGUGGACCCGACGCCGUCCUUAAUUUCCCCGCUAAUGCCCCCACCAAUCCCGUCCCCGCUUCCACCAACCCUUCCGAUAUACGCGCGGCCGCCGCAGCCGCCGCCGCGCAGAUGGCCGCGGAGUCCUCCCAGCCGUCGAUGAAUGAUCCCGCUUUUAUCGACGAGGAGGAGAUAUUCGACAUGCCCCAAUUGCUGGUUAAUAUGGCGGAGGGGAUGCUGCUGAGCCCCCCUCGUCUCAGCCCGCUCGGCUCCGACGAGUCGCCGGAGGCUUCGGAAGGGGAGAAUCUCUGGUACUUUGAUUAGGUUGAGAUUGAAGAUUGACAUAUCAGUUUAAUUUAUGCUGCUGUGUUCUAUGGAUCGAUGGAAUGAUGUAUGGAAUGAAUCGGCUUGUUUUUACUGAACGUUUAGUGAGUUCAGUUCAGUUCUAAAUUUGAAGAAUAAAAAGUUGAAGUUUUGAUGAGAAGUAUUUAUAUGGGAGAGUAGGAGGAUGGUAUCGGUAGUCGGUACGCGACCCGCGUUAUUGUCUGCUGUACGUAUUACCAAAUAUUUAAAUAUUACAUAAAUUUAUUGCAU
Messenger RNA from Phalaenopsis equestris, 620 nucleotides. RefSeq names its product ethylene-responsive transcription factor ERF027-like. NCBI's taxonomy places the organism in Eukaryota, Viridiplantae, Streptophyta, Magnoliopsida, Asparagales, Orchidaceae. The record is from RefSeq and is a predicted model, not a curated record. Gene Ontology annotation, molecular function: DNA-binding transcription factor activity. Gene Ontology annotation, biological process: regulation of DNA-templated transcription.